Molecule: messenger RNA, 2405 nt
Organism: Linum trigynum
Lineage: Eukaryota; Viridiplantae; Streptophyta; Magnoliopsida; Malpighiales; Linaceae
Source: the annotation of a GenBank genome assembly
CAACGUUUUUUGAAAUAAUUAGAUUAGGUGGGCGUCAAUUGUUAAGGGUAAAAGGGUUAAAAGAAUAAAAGUGAAAUUAAUGGGAUCAAUUAAUGAAAGUAAUUAGAUUAAGUGGGCAUCAAUUGUUAAGGGAAUGGGUUAAAAGAAUAAAAGUGGACAUUAAUGGGAUCAAUUAAUGAAAGUAGGCAUCAAUUAUUUUGGAGAAAAAAAUGAAAAAAUUAACAUUGAUGAGGAUCGAACACUAGUCACCCAGCUUACAAGAUAACCAAUGUUGCGCUGGGAACUUUAAUUUUGUGUAUCAUAUUAGCACACGCUUUAAAUAAUUAAAUAUAGUCCAGUUAAUUCAUAAACUUCAGAAUUCCCGAGUAUUCAUACGUGAUUUUUGAAAUUCUCGAGGGGGCCGGGGCCCCCCCAAGGGACUGUGUAGCUCCGCCCCUGAUGGACAGUGACUUGGUUCCGCGUGCAUCAUGAUCGGUGCCAAGUUGGAUCAAAUUCUUUUCUUCCUCUGAUAUGACCAAGUUUGUCCACUCGGUUUAGUCCGUUGGCCUGUUUGAGUUAGUGGGUCAAGGGUUAAUGUGUCAAUCGAUUUAGCGCGACUUAACCAGUUUAACUUGGAUAUAUGCAAAAAAAUAUUAUAUUAUACAUGCAUAUAUACAUUAUAUCAUAUCUUACAUUAGAUAAUAAUAACAUAUAACAUUCCAUCAUCCCAUCAAAAUAGUAAUUCAAAAGAACUAAUAAUCUCCACAUAAUUGAUUGUGAGGUUCAUUUGACAAAUAGUCAGAAUUGUAUAAAUAAUCCGUGACAUAGGUCGUUUGAUAUUUGCGAUUGUUACAAUCCUUGUAUUCUAUAAUGCAUGUAUUGUAAAUUGGUGUAUUAUACAAAUUGGUGCAUUGUAUGAUUACAUCGUUUGGUAGUUGUAAUUGUAUUAUUGAAAAUAUAUUAUAGGGUUAAUUGCAUGGUUGGUCAUUGACAUUACAAAAAGUGUUCAUGUUUGGUCACUAGAAAAAUUUAAAUCCAACUUUGGUCACUAACUUUACAAAAACCGUUCAUUUAUGGUCACUCUCCGUUAGCUGCCCUCCAACGCCGUUAACGGAGUCCGUUAAGUGAUGACGUGGCUGACGGAUUCGCCUAAUCAGCACCUUUUGACCCAAAAAUUGACUGACCCGACCCGCCACGUCAGUUAAACCCUCCAUCUCAGCCAAACCUAACCAAACCAGGCCACACCCGACCCGACCCAACCCACCAACAAAAAUGACCCACCCGCCACUAAUCAAAACCUAAUUUCUAAAACCUACAGGACAUUCCCCUUCUCCUCUCCAUCCCGCGCCGCCUUCAUCUCUCUCGCGAAACUUCCUCUCCGCUCGUUUCAUCGGCGACGAAGGAUGAAUGGAGCCCGCGCCACAGUGUGGUUGACUGUUCUCCUUGGGCUCGCCUGGUGACUUCGAUUGCGCCUUCCUUGGGCUCGCCUCCGCCGCCGCUUCCGCUGCCGCCGCUGUUGUGGUCGUCGUCUUCGUUGUUGAGGGCGGAAUUGUGGAGGGAAGGGUGGUGGUGGAGGUCGAGGCCGCCCGGGAGGCCGCCGACCGGGCCGGUCACCCCAGGGGUUGGCCAGGGCUGCGAUUCGAGGUUGGAUUAAGAAAAAGUUGAUGAAGCAAACAAAAAUGAUUAAGCAGAGAAGACAGAGAGGGAGAGAAAGAAGGAAGGGAAGGGUUUGUUGUGGUUGGGUUUGUAAUUAGUUGUAGUUGGAAUAAUAGUUAAUGGAGAUUUGGGAAAGAAGGGAAAGAGGCCUCAGUUUUGUUGUUUAGUGGGGGGGAGAUGGAGGAUGAGGAGGAGAAAGUCAAAAGGCAGUGGGGGGAAGUUUGCCGUCUGUCCGUGGAUGGAUGGACUCUACUGUUUGUAUGUUUCUUUCUUUCUUUCUUUGUCUCCUUGAUUGAUGUUGCUCGACUACAGUGAGUGUAGAGGAAGUAUGGUUUUGAGGAGAUGUGAGUUUGGUUUAGGAGAGGGAAUUAGAUGGAGAGGUAGAACCCUCCUCACUCACAAUUUUUUUUCUUCUGCAGGGGAUGGCUCUGCUCACACUGUCAGCAUCAAUCCACGUCCUGAAACCAACCUGCGACUACUACUCCGCGAGCCCCGUCUGCCACGCGACCGGGUCCCAGACGUCGGUCUUCUUCGUGGGGCUGUACCUGAUAGCGCUGGGGACCGGCGGGAUCAAGCCCUGCGUGUCGUCGUUCGGGGAGGACCAGUUCGACGACUCCGACCCGGGGGAGAAGGCGAGGAAGGGAUCCUUCUUCAACUGGUUCUACCUCUCCAUCAACAUCGGCGCCCUGGAGAAAGGAGUCAACCACACUGUGGCGCAGGCUCCAUUCCUCCUUCGUCGCCGAUGAAACGAGCGGAGAGGAAGUUUCGCG